UUCAACUUUUUCCCCAGCAUUGUGGCCUUUCCCAGCAAGUCUCACCUUCUCACGGUAUUUCAUAUAAAUUUUUUGUGAACUCUUAUCUUUCCUGCAACGCCACAGAUGGGUUGGAAUAAGAAGAACUCAUCAAGAAGUUCAGCCCGAUCUCCCUUGACUUCAUUUGCUAAUUGCAACCAAUUGUUUAGAUGUGCUCCCUGUCAUGGUGUUUGAGAAGCAGAAUGGGAAGGUGGUAGUGCAUCUGGGACCCAAACAUCAGGCCUAUCCAGAGGAGAUAAUCCGACAGCGUCGUGGUCGUAAUGGAGAUGCUGAAUAUUUGAUUCGCUGGAACAUCCUCAGCUCAGAGAAUGGUACAGGAAGGAGCCCCAGCACCUCUUUGACAGAGAGCAAAAUGGAGAACAUCUUGAUGUGGAUGUCAGCAGAUGAUGUUUAUGCCAACUGUCCAGUACUGUUAGGCAAGAGAGAUCCCAAGGAGCAGUGGGUGGAGGAGGCCUCCAGCUGCCUCCCCCCUGAUGUCACUUUGGAUGAAGCUUCCAUUUUGGAGAUGAAGGUGGAUGUCAGGAACCUGGUGGAGCGAGCUGCUUGGCAGAUGCUCCCUCAGUCGUCCAUCCUGAACACCAUCCAUGUGCUGAGCGUUUAUGCCAGUAUUGGGGCUUUGAUGGAUGUCUUCAAGGAGACAGGUGCUCUCAAUCUGCUGAUGAAAAUGUUGUGUCAUGAAGAGCAGAUCAUCUGCCGUAGUGCUGGCAAGAUGCUGAGGGCUCUGGCUUCACACAAUGCAGGUAGCCGAGCCUAUGUUCUCCUAUCCCUGAGCCAGCAGGAGGACAUUGAACAGCACAUGGACUUCGAUAGUCGCUAUACCCUCCUUGAGCUGUUUGCUGAAACAACAUCCUCAGAAGAGCACGCCAUGUCCUUUGAAGGGCUCCCUCUUCCUCAGAUCCCCGGGAAGCAGCUGUUUUCUCUGGUGAAGCGCUACCUCUGGGCCACCUCUCUUAUGGACGAACUCAAUGCCACUGGAGAGCCAGGCAGGGAGUGCCAGCCUUCUAGCUCCCCCCGUGCAAACUCUGGGGGAAAGACAAAGCUGCAAUGUGAGUUUGACUUCAAUAUGGCCCUGGCUCACUUCUUUUCAGAGCUGGUGCAAAUUAUGGGCUGGAAUGGCAAUCAAGACUAUCCGUUGCUCAAAGUGAGGCAGCCUCGAGCUGUUCAGUCUAUUUUCCAGCCCCCGAUUACCCUCUGUGACCCCAUCCCACGAGCUGCACAGCCACCCCAGGAAGAGAGCAGUACUUUCAAACAACGUUCAGCCUUCUCCAGUCGCAGCAGCUACGUGGAGUAUGUCCAGGAGAAGGUGGUGCGCGGCAUGCGGGUGCGCAUGUUGCAAGACUACGAGAAGGUCUCUGCGGGAGAUGAAGGCGAAUUCCUGCAGAGCAAUGACGGCACCCCCCCUGUCCAGGUUUACUGGGAGUCACUGGGCCGCAUGUACUGGGUCCACUGGGACAUGAUAGAAAUUGUUGGUACAUCACGGCAUGCAUAUCAGAAAGCCCAGGAAAAAUUAUUCAGCCUUACAGAGACUCAGAGACAGGACAUAGUUUCGCAGGUAACCUACUGCCAACCCCUCAGGGGGCUGUAUUCCCUGCCCUAUCUGACAGAUCAGCAGAAUAAUGGGAACUCUGGAACACUGAGCCGGGCUGAGUGGUGGGAGCUUCUGUUCUUCAUCAAGAAGCUGGAGCUCCAUAAACAGCAGGAGCUCCUUGAGUUCAUCCAGCAGAACCAGAAGCUCUCAGAACUUGACGAAGAAGGCCUGAUCCAGAUGUCUGUGUCAGUAGAGCUGGCUCAACAGGUGCUACAGCUCCUGAGCAAGCAUGGCCAGGACUGCAUGCAACGGGACCUGCAGAGUUCUCAUGUCUAUCUCAAGUAUUCCUUCAGCAAAGGACGGAUGGAGCAGAACAUCCAGAAGUCGGACAUGAUGCCUGAAAAACGUGAUGGCCUUUUGAAUGUCAUGGUAUCCCAGAAACCAGAGAAGAGGUCACUGUCUGCUGAAGGACCCUCUCCAUCACUAAGAGAAAAGACUGACAUGCAACUAGUUCAUGAGCUCCUCAGGUUGGAAGGACUUUCCUUCCCAACCACAUUGGAUGAGAAAGCCAAAGCUUUCUGCAGCGUGAAAGUGGCUGGGAAGAAAAGCACCUUGGAGCAACUGGCAGAUGCCAUGGAGAUGAUCCAGAAAUCCUACAGCGACAUUGAGCUGCAGAUGGCUGGUCUCAGAUUCAUCACCAGGAUCUUGGAAAAGGAUCACGAGCAAGAGAGAUUGGCUGUCAAAGCAGUGGAGGAACUUGCCAUUAGGGAGAACAUGGUGGAGAUGCUGGUGGAGUUGUUGAACCACCGACUGAAGGAAAACCUGCUCAUGGUCCUGGCCCUGCAGCUGCUGUAUGCACUCCUGGCAAAACACGACUGGCGGGUAUUCUUUGCCACCAAAGGUGGGCUGCACUCUGUGCUGAGUUGCAUGCAGCAGCACCCCAUGUCCGCCUCUGUGCAGCAGGCUGGCUUGGCUGUGUUAAAGAUACUGCUAGGAGCUGGGAACUGUGAACUAUCAGGAAACUGUAGAAAGCACUACCCCCUGGAUCGCUCCGGUGCCCAGGUGAUGGAAAAGAUCUUGACCAGCAUUGGUUCUGCAUCUGAAAAUUUGCUCAGUGCCAUACCUGCUGCUCUUCAGAAGAUGAUGAACACACCUGGGGCCUCUUCGGGGGUGCAGAACGGGCUCCUGGUCCUGAACAAGCUGAUGGAGCACCACCAGGGCCUGGUGGAGCAGCUGGGGCCCGGUGGCCUCCACUCCCUCCUUCAGAGCUGCUGCCAUUCAGAACAUGCCUCCCACGAGAUGCUGGCUCAGAUAGCACUCAGACAUCUAACUGAACAGAAGCCGCCCCGAAACCAAGAGGGUGCAGACUCUCGUGCUUCUAUGAAUCUGAAGGACAUAAAUGCAACCAAAUUGCUGAGCGACCUGCGCAGGAGUGGCAUUUGCAAGGAGAUGGUGAGGGCACUGGAAAGCUGCCUCCAUUGCAUGGACCCCUGUCUGGAUGGAGAGGGUUACAAGUUUUUGGUGGAUGUGCUUCUACUCAAAGACUUGGCCCAGCAAGGAUCGGAGAAGGAGUUCCAGCUGGGAGCAUUAAGGAUCCUGAACAAGUGUUUGGAUUGCUCCCAGAAGGAUGCAGUGCCCUGGCAUAAGAUCCUUGAGCCAUGUCUAUCUUCUCUGAGUGUCCAUAUAAAUGACCGAGAGGUGGUUCAACAGUUCAUCCAUUUCCUGCACGGCCUGGGCACCCUGAACAAAGACUGUGCGGUUCUGAUGUGCUGUCUGGGUGCCAAGGAGACCUUGGCUAAAGUGACGGAGAAGCACGGCGCCGAUCUGCCACAGGUGGCAGAACUGGGGGUUGUUCUGAGCAGCUGUGAGAAGUACGCGAGCCUGUAUAAGAAGAUGACCAUCAGCAUCCUGGCGGGGUGCAUUCAGAUGGUUCUACGACAAAUAGAUGAACAUAGGCAAAGCCAUCAGCCCAUCAACGUCCCAUUCUUUGAUGUCUUCUUGCACAACCUUUGUCAAGGCUGCAGCAGGGAAGUGAAGGAGGACACGUGCUGGGAACGGGUGGAAGUCUCUUCCAACACCCACAUGGCCAACAGAUUACUGGAUGGCAACCCCAAGACCUACUGGGAAUCAAACGGCACUAUCGGCUCCCACUACAUCAGAGUCUACAUGCACCGUGGGGUAGUAGUCCAGUCUUGAACUCUCAACAGGAUCCCAAUUUUUACUCUGCAGCCACUGCUCUCUCCCUGUACAGGCGGAU
Messenger RNA from Pogona vitticeps (central bearded dragon), 3824 nucleotides. The record is from RefSeq and is a predicted model, not a curated record. Lineage: Eukaryota; Metazoa; Chordata; Lepidosauria; Squamata; Agamidae.